This is a messenger RNA of Brachypodium distachyon (stiff brome), 2315 nucleotides long. Its product is annotated as calcium-dependent protein kinase 23. Gene Ontology annotation, cellular component: cytoplasm; nucleus. Gene Ontology annotation, molecular function: calmodulin binding; calcium-dependent protein serine/threonine kinase activity; calcium ion binding. Gene Ontology annotation, biological process: peptidyl-serine phosphorylation; protein autophosphorylation; intracellular signal transduction. The transcript has 6 exons. The record is from RefSeq and is a predicted model, not a curated record. NCBI's taxonomy places the organism in Eukaryota, Viridiplantae, Streptophyta, Magnoliopsida, Poales, Poaceae. The coding region runs from base 4 to 1404 and encodes 466 amino acids.
CUUAUGCAAAAAGUGUUGAGCCUCAGGUCCACCCGUGUCCUCGAACGAGAAACUCCAAACAUAAGGGAACAUUACACCCUUGGCCAUAAGCUUGGGCAGGGUAAGUUUGGUACGACGUACCUCUGCACCGAGAUCACCACCAGGUGCCAGUACGCGUGCAAGUCCAUCUUGAAGGCCAAGUUCUGCCACACGGAAGAUAUCGAGGAUGUGCGACGUGAAAUCCAGAUAAUGCACCAUCUCUCGGGCCAGAAGAACAUAGUCGCAAUCAAGGAUGAGUAUGAGGACAAAGAGGCCGUGCACAUCGUCAUGGAGCUUUGUGCAGGCGGAGAACUAUUUGACCGCAUUCAUCAAAAAGGACAUUAUAGUGAGCAUAAGGCUGCUAAGCUGACAAGAGUUAUCGCUGGUGCCAUAGCGAAGUGCCAUUCACUUGGGGUGAUGCAUCGGGAUCUCAAGCCAGAAAACUUCCUCUUGGUGGAUAAAGAUAAUGAUUUGUCUAUAAAAGCAAUCGAUUUUGGUCUGUCUGUGUUCUUCGAACCAGGCCAGAUUUUCACUGAUUUAGUGGGAAGCCCAUUUUACGUUGCUCCAGAGGUAUUGGGUCAGCAUUAUGGACCUGAGGCUGAUGUAUGGGCAGUUGGAGUGAUACUCUAUAUAUUGCUAAGUGGCGACCCGCCAUUUUUGGGAGAUACGCAAGACAAAAUAUUUGCUAAAAUUCGGGAAGGACGUGCUGAUUUGGAAUCAAAACUGUGGCCCACUAUAUCCGACAGUGCAAAGGAUCUUGUAAGAAAAAUGCUCUGUCCUUCUCCAGCAGAGCGUUUGAAGGCCCAUGAAGUGUUAGAGCAUCCCUGGAUAUGUGAUAUUGGAGUGGCUACUGAACAAGCUAUGGACCCAAGUGUUCUUUCUCGUCUCAAUCAAUUCUAUUCAAUGAAUAGGUUAAAGAAAUUGGCUCUGCAAGUUAUUGCUGAGCGUCUUUCAGAGGACGAGCUUGCUGGGUUAAGGGAAACGUUCAAGGCAAUGGACACUGAAAAUACAGGAUUGGUUACUCUUGGUGGAAUUACUGAUUCGAUGGAAGCGGCUGAUAAUGACGCCACAAAGACUGUCAACUCGGAGGAUUUUAUUGCUGCAUCAGUACCUCUUACUAAAUUGGAACACGAUGAACACCUGAUGGCAGCCUUUACAUAUUUUGACAAAGAUGGAAGUGGUUAUAUCACGGUCGACAAGCUUCAGAAAGCUUGCGUCGAACGCAAUGUGGAAGAUAAAUUCCUCGAAGAGACAAUACUGGAGGUUGAUCAAAACAAUGAUGGUAAAAUCGAUUACGCCGAGUUUGUAGUGAUGAUGCAGAGCAACAACUUAGGGAUGGAGGGCAGCCUGAAUGUAGCCAUGAGGCAGACACCGCGAGUAUACUGAAGCUCCUCUUGCGCUCACCGCUCAGCCGAUCCAAUCACAACCAUCCAAGCGAAGAGAACCCUCAAAAUUAUUACCAGCGGUAAAACACUGGCUGGCAGGUACUUUGGCGACCUGGCCUGGGAAGUGGGAAAUGUUUCUGUUGCAUGUUAUACUGUCUGUCGUUUUGGCCGGACUCGGUCGAUGUGUGCUUGCAGGGAUAGGAGGAAAACGUGUUGUCCGCAGCUCUUUUCCCCUACUCCUGUAUCUGCUGUGUUGUUUAUUUUAUGCACAUUGUGUGGUAUUUCUGCACAUCGUGUGGUAUUAUAAAUUUGUAAUGGAUCAUUAUGAGUUUCCUUCGAUGAUGCUGUACCAGAUGUUAAUGCUACCAUCCGUGUCGAUGUUUGUGUUUCGUUCCUGCCCCACUGUCAUCCUGUGGUUCAUCAGUAGGUGUGCCACAUCUUAUCAAAAGUUUGACAAAACGCUGGAACGACCAACCCCAUUCACCGUUGAGACGUACUCCCUCUGUCCCGAAAAGAUUGGCGUGGGGGUCUUCACAGGUCCACUUUACAAAAAAAUCAGACACUUCACAAUUAUUACAAAUCACACUUCAAGAGAUGGUUUCGUCCAUGCGGCCGAGCAUGGUGUGGGUGUUGCCAAGCUGCAUCCAGCCGGAGAAGGCGGCGAGCGCCCACUCCCCCCUUCCGCUGCUCCUCCUCAUCCUUCUCGGGAUGCUGUUGCGGCGGCGGCGGAACCGGCCUACUCCUCUCCCCAUCAGGCACAAGGUCGACGCCACGCACGAUGACGACGGCGAUGGCACGCUCGAGGACCGGGACAGCGACGACGUGGCGCCCGAGAUCGCCAUGGAUCGUGGUGGCGACAUGGAGGGAGGCUCAUGGUGAGCUCCAGCAAAGCACUCUCCCCACGACGCUCUA